ACAGCUGUAGCAGAAAAAUAUAAACAACAGAGACAGAGAGAGAAGCAGCGGAGGCGCAUGUAGAGGCUUCAUCUCUGAAAAACGACUUUAAAAUCGACCAGAACUCACCACCGGCGGCUAGAUAGGAAGAAAUUACGUGUAUUAUUUCUACCACAGUGAAGGAGGGUCUGUGAGAACUGAGGAACAAGCCAUGGGUCGAAUCUUCCUGGACCACAUCGGGGGCACGCGGCUUUUCUCCUGCGCCAACUGCGACACCAUCCUGACCAAUCGCUCUGAGCUCAUCUCAACUCGGUUCACUGGAGCCACAGGCAGGGCCUUCCUGUUCAACAAGGUGGUGAAUCUGCAGUACAGCGAGGUACAGGAUCGCGUGAUGUUGACGGGACGGCACAUGGUGCGAGACGUUAGCUGUAAGAACUGCAACAGUAAGCUGGGCUGGAUCUACGAGUUUGCCACAGAGGACAGCCAGCGCUACAAAGAGGGACGGGUCAUCCUGGAGAGGGCGCUGGUGCGAGAGAGUGAGGGCUUUGAGGAGCACAUCCCGUCAGAUGCUUCUUGAAAGCAGGAUCCAAAGCCCCAGUCUCUCCAGUCGGGUGGACCUUCUUCACUACCUGCUCUUCACUAUGGUGUACCGAGGCUUUGUGGUCAUGUUUAAUAUCUAUGCCCAGGUAACCUUCAGUAUGUGUGUGUUUGUGUGUGUGUGUGUGUUUGCAGGGCUGCAUCUUUGCCCACUCGUACCUUCCUACGCUAAAAACAUCAGAGCUUAAGAUGUGAGUAUGCGAUAUGAGCACACAGAACAAAACACAGAGCACCCCAAAGCCCUUCAGAGUGGGCUUCUUGGUAUCUUAGUGGUCCAAUGCUGUACUGCACAUGUUCCACAGCUUCAGAGUACAUGUACUGCACCUUUCAGCUCCUCUUAUCUCCUCAGUGGUGUUUACAGUGUCGUGCUCCAUCUCACUUGGCCGUAGUAUUUGUGGUUGCUCUGCGGUGGUGCUCAUUUCAUUGUGGUCAGGAGGAGGAACCUGGUUGGACUGAGAAAGUUCCUGAAUGUUUCUUUUUGACCUGUAGGCCCAAAAGUGAAUGUAAUCGCACUGCUUUUGGUCUGUGGUGGAAAGUACCCCAGGCAAACCAUAAUAACUCCACCUAAAUUUACAAAUUUGGGAUGUCUAGACUUAGACAAUGUACUACUAAUGAGCUACUAAUGAUGUCUGGAAAAGCCUAAAACACUGUAGAUUAGAACCAGGUCCAGUUCUAAUUGUGAGGAUCUACCACCCUGAGGAGGGUUUUUUUUUUUUUUUAA
Molecule: messenger RNA, 1297 nt
Organism: Astyanax mexicanus (Mexican tetra)
Lineage: Eukaryota; Metazoa; Chordata; Actinopteri; Characiformes; Acestrorhamphidae
Product: protein yippee-like 5
Exons: 3
Coding region: 191-556 (121 amino acids)
Source: RefSeq, a predicted model, not a curated record